Messenger RNA from Ciona intestinalis (vase tunicate), 3332 nucleotides. Lineage: Eukaryota; Metazoa; Chordata; Ascidiacea; Phlebobranchia; Cionidae. The record is from RefSeq and is a predicted model, not a curated record.
GAAUGUAUUUUAAGAUGAGUUAGGGGUUAGGGGUAAAAUGGAACAUUCAACCAUGGAAAUGCCUGGGUUUCUGUGGCAAGGAACACAAUGUACGUUUGUUAAAAGUAAAGAUACAAACAUCUCGUACGAUGGAAUAAACCCGAGUUGUUUGUUACGGUUGGACGAAGAAGGAAUGUUCGUUAUGUGGCAAUUUAACAAUCAAAAGGAGGUGCAUGUGUUAGAGUGUUCCAAUUUACGUGAAGCUACAACUGGUAUACAAGCUAAGGACAUAAAAGGUACCAACGAGAUGAUGACUCAGCGUAUAUUGACAAUAUUUCACGGACAUGAGAUCAGUAAUUUGGUCGUCGUGCAGUUUGUUCUCAAGUCCAAUGAAGAGGCCAAGGUAUGGGCAGACAACAUCACGAAAGUGUCGUACGAACUUAAAUACCGACAUUUAUCUCCGCUGUCUAUUAUGAGGAAACAGUGGAAGCGUAUUUAUCUUCCAAUCAACAACAAAGGUUUGAUUCCCGUCAGAAGGCUGGUGAAAAGUUUUACUUCCGAUCGAAACGAGAAAGUGGUUUUACAAAAGUUGAAAACCUGCGGAUUAAUUUAUGGAAAAAAAGACGAAAUCAGCCAAUCAGAAUUCUCGUUUGAGUUUUAUCAAAAACUUUACAAUAAGAUGUGUUCGAGGGGGGACGUGGAAAAUAUAUUCCAUGAGAUAUCCCACAAUGACAUCAUAGACAUAGACGCGUUGGUUGAAUGGAUGAACGACAACCAGCGCGACCCGCGUCACAACGAGAUCCUCGUCCCCGCGUUCGAUCGUAAACAAGCGGCAAACAUCAUUCAGAAGUUUGAACCUUCACAAAGAAACAUCAAGAAUAAUUGUUUAUCAUUGGAAGGCUUUACAUUAUACCUCGCAAGCGAUGAAAAUCCCUUGAUUUAUUUCGAUAAAAUAUCACUUCACGCCGACAUGGAGCAACCAUUGUCACAUUAUUUCAUCAAUUCAUCGCACAAUACUUAUCUAACAGGUUUCCAGAUUCGAGGGAAAUCUUCUGUUGAUAUUUAUCGGCAUAUACUAUUGUCCGGUUGCAGAUGUAUAGAGUUAGAUUGUUGGGAUGGAAAAGGUGAGUUGCACGGGGAGCCCAUAAUAACGCACGGGAAAGCCAUGUGCACCGAUGUUUUGUUCAAGAAUGUAUUGGUCGCCAUUCGUGAUGCUGCAUUUGUGACAUCACAGUACCCUGUUAUAUUAUCGUUUGAAACGCAUUGCAGCAAACCCCUCCAACACAAGAUGGCGAUGUACUGCAGGGAAAUAUUCGGCGAGAUGUUGUUGGACCGGAACCUCGAGUCGCAUCCGUUACUCCCGGGACAACCCCUUCCAUCGCCCCAUCAACUUCAACGGAAGAUUUUGAUCAAAAAUAAAAGAUUGCAACCUGAUGUAGAGAAAGCGCAACUUGAAGAUUUAAAGUCGGAUUCGGUGACGUGGGGUGAUGAUGAUGUAACAGACGAGACACUAGAAGAGGCUCAUCCAGAGUUGCAAUCAACGAAAUCUUGUGACGAUACGAAACUAAAUAUUUCAUCGCAAUCUUGCAUGUCCGACAUAUCGGUUGAAUCUAAUAUCGAGAAGGGACUCCUUAAACCUCUAGUGGCAACAAAAAGCAACGAUUCUACAAAGAAAUCUUCGAUUCGAAAACCAGUGGAUGGCGAUGUAGAGGCGGACCUCAUGCUCGUGUAUUACGCUUACCAGAAAACAUCGGCCACAAAUAUCCAUCCUUCACUCUCCGUCCUCGUUAAUUAUUGUCAAUCAGUUAAAUUUCCUGGUUUCAAGAAAGUACAAGCUGAAUCAGAGAAAUGUUGUUUUCACAUGAGUUCAUUCAGUGAGAAUGGCGGGAUGAACUACAUCAAAUCAAACGCUGUGAAUUUAACAAAUUACAACAAAUCACAAUUGAGUCGUAUUUAUCCUCGAGGUAAUCGUGUUGACUCGAGUAAUUAUAUGCCACAAAUAUUUUGGAACGUGGGUUGUCAGCUCGUUUCACUCAACUAUCAAACGUCAGACCUUGGCAUGCAGCUCAACUUAGCCAAGUUCGAAUACAAUGCAGCUUGUGGAUAUUUAUUAAAACCGGAAGCUCUUCGUCAAGAAAAUAAAUCGUUCGAUUGUUUCGCUGAAUCAACAAUUGAUGGCGUUAUUGCUGCUCAAUGUGGUGUUAAGAUAAUAUCUGGUCAGUUUGUUUCCACCACAUCAAGUUUCGUAGAAGUCGACAUGUAUGGCUUACCUAACGAUACAAUUCGUAAAGAAUUCCGAACAUCCAUUGUUGCCAACAAUGGUCUUAAUACAAUAUAUAAGAGCAACGAGUUUCUGUUUAGAAAGGUUAUAUACCCCGACCUAGCAAUGCUACGUUUCACAUUAUACGACGAUGGUCGACAACUUAUCGGUCAACGAGUUGUUCCAUUGAAUUCUUUACAAACAGGAUAUCGGUACGUACCAUUACGAUCACCGGGUGGCGUACCACUUGAUUCAACAACAUUGUUCGUCAAGAUCAAUCUCAAAAGUUACGUGCCCGAUAAUUUACUUGGUGAGUUGCGUGAUGAAGAUUCGGUUGCGAUGAAUGGAAGUUGCUGUUUGUUUCAGUUUUUACGAGGUUACCAUGGCAACGAGGAACACAAUGAGCAACGAUUUGAUAAAAUAGAAGGGGAGUGUGGGACGGUGAAAAGAAGAGCCCUCGUGUCGGCGCUAGAUGCAAUCCACAAGGAGGCAAUAGAGAGCAUGAAGCAAAAUCAUAAAACUGAGAUGACAGAAUUAACAUCAGAUCAAACAAAGCAAUGGAUGGCUCAUUCAAAACAAUUCAAUAAAAAUAAACAAAUUCCUUCAGCCGAGCGGGAACGAAGGGUACGAGAGUUGAAAAGUCAGUCGGUUAAAAAGUUUACGGAUCAACGAUUAAAGUUGAGCAACAAACACGGGAAACAGUUGGAAAAGUUGGAACUAGAUCAGAAAGAAGUUUCAACAAGAAUCAACCAACAAAUUGAUAAACUAGUUUAGAUCCACUGUGUUGUCGGUGUUAAUUGUUAAGCCAUUUGCACAUUUUGUUUUUAAUGGUCGCUAAUUUAACGGUUGCUAUUUUUAUAUUUUACCAUGACUUCAAUACCUUUCUUCAAGUGUUAAAAACCUCAUGUUCACAAUUUUAAUUUAUUUUGGUUGAAACACACCCAGCUUUCUUCAGCGUAGAUAUUUCUUUGUUUGUUCUUUUUACGCAAGAGUGAUUUUUGUUGAAUAACUUUCCAUGCAGUGUUUAUUACGUCAUAAUCGAUUGUAAUCAUGCUUUGUUUGCGACAAUGAUUUUAAAUAUGACGUCAUAAUU